Molecule: messenger RNA, 3391 nt
Organism: Danio rerio (zebrafish)
Lineage: Eukaryota; Metazoa; Chordata; Actinopteri; Cypriniformes; Danionidae
Gene: nudt3a
Product: nudix (nucleoside diphosphate linked moiety X)-type motif 3a
Cellular component (GO): cytoplasm
Molecular function (GO): diphosphoinositol-polyphosphate diphosphatase activity; pyrophosphatase activity; hydrolase activity
Source: RefSeq, marked validated
AUGCAAUUUGCGCAGCGCUUAGAGUAAUGGCGUCUGUGCGACACUAGCUCACAAAAUGAAGCGACGGAGGGUUUAUUUAUGCUAGCGGAGGGCCUGUAGAAGGGUUUCUAGGUGCGGCGAGAGGUGAAGACUUGACCGGAGUUGAGGACUUUCAUCUGUUGAGCGCGAUGAUCAAGCUGAAGUCCAACCAGACUCGCACGUAUGACAGAGACGGUUAUAAGAAGCGCGCGGCCUGUCUGUGCUUCAGGAGCGAGCGCGAGGAGGAGGUGUUGUUGGUGAGCAGCAGCAGUCACCCUGACAGAUGGAUCGUUCCUGGUGGAGGGAUGGAGCCUGAGGAGGAGCCCAGCGUUGCUGCCGUCAGGGAGGUGUGUGAGGAGGCAGGAGUCAAAGGUACAUUAGGAAGAUUGGUAGGUGUUUUUGAGAACAGAGACAGAAAGCACAGGACGUAUGUUUAUGUUCUCAUCGUGACCGAGGUUCUGGAGGACUGGGAGGACUCAGUAAAUAUCGGUAGGAAGAGGGAGUGGUUUAAGACUGAAGACGCUCGGCGUGUGUUGCAGUGUCACAAACCUGUGCAGGCGUCGUACUUCGAAGCCCUUCAACAGGACUGCAUGACCAGCAACGGCACAUCACUGGUGGCCACAUAUAACAUUAACCAAAACUCUCUGUCCAGCAUCAGAUAACUGUAGCUGGGCCUCGCUUUUUUCUACCGUUUCCCACUCAACUCAGCUCUACAGCAACUACUGUCUUUGUUUGUAUUUAAAAAAAAAACAAAUUAAUCAGUUACUCUAGGAUCGCCUUACCUGCCUUUUAUUGUUCAGAUAGAGUCCAUAGAGCAUCUUGCGAACAAUUGUUUGUUUUUUCUUGUUUUAAUGAAUCCUUGCAUGAAAUCCUAAUGACCGAAUGCACAAUAAGUAGUGUUUAAGGAGAAUUGUGAUGUUGUGCUAACGUUUGGCCUUUUCUCUCUGCAGUGUUUGCGUUUAUGAUUGUGCCGUUUUCUAGAGGUGGAGUUUUUGCAUGAGCACGUCGCAUAUCAAUGAGCUUACAAAUGCAGCAAGUCUUUGGUUUACAGGAUCUAAACUUAACCGAGGGUAGAUGUUUUUGAUGGAUGGGGCCAUUUGACUGUUUUUGCCUUUGUUUAGUGUGUUUCGUACAUGCUGGUGUGGCAUGAUAAUAGUCUUAGUUGUCUAAAUAGAUGCACAGAACAGAGAUGGUGUCUUAAGGGGUUGACGUUGCAGUCUUAAUGCCAAUUUUACAUUUACUCAUGUUGGAAACUCACAAACGCAGCUGCACUCUGAUUAGGCGCAUUUGCAGGAUGGGGUGGUGUUGAUGGGGUUCAGUGCAUUGUAAAAAAGCCAUUAGUUGACUACCUAAAAAUAGUGAGCAAACUUGUUGCUUUUAAAGCCAUUAGUUGACAUUUCUUAAAGUGAUCCCGUUGACGAUUACUUGACUUUUAAAUUGAGUGAGCUUUUAAAGCGAUUAGUUGAAUUUACUUUAAAAAGGGGCUGAACUUGUUGCUUUAAUGUUAUUAGUUGACAUUUAAAGUUGGUAAACUCGUUGGUUUUAAAGCGAUUAGCAGACUUUACUUUUAAAAGGGGGUAAACUUGUUGCUUUAAUGCGAUUAGUUGACUUUUAAAGUUGGUAAACUUGUUGCUUUUAAAGCGAUUAGUUGAUUUUACCUUUUAAAAGGGGGUAAACUUGUUGCUUUGAUGUGAUUUAAUUGACUUAUAAAGUUGGUAAACUCGUUGGUUUUAAAGCGAUUAGCUGACUUUACUUUUAAAAGGGGGUAAACUUGUUGCUUUAAUGCGAUUAGUUGACUUUUAAAGUUGGUAAACUUGUUGCUUUUAAAGCGAUUAGUUGACUUUUCCUUUUAAAACGGGGUAAACUUGUUGCUUUGAUGCGAUUAGUUGACUUAUAAAGUUGGUAAACCCGUUGGUUUUAAAGCGAUUAGCUGACUUUACUUUUAAAAGGGGGUAAACUUGUUGCUUUAAUGCGAUUAGUUGACUUUAAAGUUGGUAAACUCGUUUCUUUUAAAGGGGUGGUCCACUAUGAUAUCAUAUUUUAAACUUUAGUUGAUGUGUAAUGUAGCUGUGUGAACAUAAACAACAUCUCUGAAUGUAAAAAGUUCUAAGUUCAAUGCAAAGGGAGACCUUGGUUUUUACAGAGUUAGCUUAGCAAAGCCUCCAUUGAAUGAAUUUUGGAUACUACAAAAAAUACUUCCGCCCCCUAUGAGAUCACAAAGGUUUGUUUACUGCACAUACAAACUGCGCAGCUACGGGCCGUGGCCAGAGGCGCUGUAACAUUACAGCAGAGAUGAAGCUAAAAAUGCAUCAAACACGGCUGUUUCCACAGAGCUUCGUCUGUUUCUGAAUUUGGGCUUCCAAAUGACAAGACACAAAGACAGAAGUGCUUACUGUUCAAUAUUAAAUAUCUUCCAGAGAAUUAUAAAAUACACAGCAAGCAUGAUCUGACAAAACAGCUCUAGAAUCUCUCGUAGUUCAAUGUUGGAUUAGGCUAAAAUCUCCUCAAAGGAGAAGCUGUGAGCUACAACCUGUAAGUGUUUUUAUUUGUUAAAAUUGAUCAUGACAUGUACAGUGUCUAGCAUUAACGGUAUGCUGUAGCAACGAUGUAAACAAUGAGGAAUGCUGCUUUGCGGGCAAACAAUUUAGCUAAAAAUUCAUAUUUAUCAGUCAAACUGCUGUAAACACACACACACACACACAUUACACCAGCACGUUCGUGUCUCUUAUGUGUGUUAGACUUUGCAUUGAUUGUCUUGUGUGCUUUACGGGUGUGAUGUGGAGCUGAUCUGCGAAUGGCAGCACAUUAUGACGAUGACCAAUAAGAGUCACUUAAGGGUGGGCCUUUCAGAGGAACUAGGAAAUAUGACAGUCGUUUUCAUGUCAGCUGAGUAGCUGUGUAUAAUCAAAGUGAGAUAUAUGAAAAAAUAACGCGAUUUCCUUCAAGUGAAACAUGAGCAUAUAUUGCUUUGCAUCUUAUAAACACAACCAAGCCUUAAAAUUACAUUCUGGACCACCCCUUUAAAGCGAUUAAUUGGCUUUAAAAGUGAGUAAACUUUUCUUGUGAAAGGAUUAGUUGAUUUAAAAGCGAUUUCUUGACAGCAUAAAAAGUGAGUAAACCAGUUACUUUUAAACUGAUUAAUUGACUUUUUUUUUAAGUGAGUACUCCCGUUUGCGAUUACUUGACUUUAAAAAUUUGUAAACUCAUUGUUUCUAAAGCGAUUGGUUGACUUUACUUUAAAAUGAUAGUAAACCCAUCGCUUUUAAAGCAAUUAGUUGACUUUAAAAGUGAGUAAACUCUUUCCUUUUGAAAGGUUUAGUUGACUUAAGUUGGUAAAGUCGUUGCUUUUGAUUUGAUUAGUUGACAGCAAAAA